Messenger RNA from Lutra lutra (Eurasian river otter), 1812 nucleotides. It is a transcript of the gene TCTE1, whose product is annotated as t-complex-associated-testis-expressed 1. The record is from RefSeq and is a predicted model, not a curated record. Gene Ontology annotation, biological process: flagellated sperm motility. Bases 162 to 1610 code for a protein of 482 amino acids. NCBI's taxonomy places the organism in Eukaryota, Metazoa, Chordata, Mammalia, Carnivora, Mustelidae. The transcript has 5 exons. Gene Ontology annotation, cellular component: sperm flagellum. Gene Ontology annotation, molecular function: protein binding.
CCGCCCCCUGGCGACGCGGGGCGUCCCUAACGACCCGCGCGGCUGCGCGGGGGGCCUGCCGGAAGGUUCCCACAGGCAUUAAGGACCUGCCCGUGUGAGGCACUCUUCAUCACAAGGCCAUUGCCAAGGGACUACCUGUCCGGAAGCUGCCAGUCCACAAUAUGCAGGAAACCCUAGGGACAUCGACCUUGUUGUUGGUCCCCAGCCGAUCCUCAAUCUCCAUGCAGGACAAGUUCUCCACUGCAGGCCAGACUUCGAGUGCAGGCCCCCAGCCCUCAAAGCCCUCAAUCAUCCCACCCCAUAGCAAGUCCAAGGGCUGGAAUUCUGGGACCAAAGUAUGUCGGAUGCGCCGGAUUAUAGCCGAGGAUCCCGAGUGGUCCCUGGCCACCGUUCCCCUCCUCACAGAGCUCUGCAUUCAGCACAUCGUCAAGAACUUCCACAACAACCCUAUCCUGAAGCAGCUGCUUCCAGAGCACCAGCAGAAGGUGCUGAACCACUUGUCACCCGACCUGCCGCUGGCAGUGACCGCCAACCUGAUCGACGACGAGAACUACUGGCGCCGCUGCUGCGAGCAGCGCUGGCCCGUGUGCCACGUGGCCAAGCACGGCGGCAGCUGGAAGCGCCUGUUCUUCGAGCGGCACCUGGAGAACCUGAUCAAACAGUUCAUCCCGAGCACCACGGACCCUGCGGUGAUCCUCGACCUGCUGCCGCUCUGCGGAAACUACGUGCGCGGGCUGCGCGUGGACCAGUUCCUUCCGCCCGUGCGGCUCCCGUCCCAACCCCGGAGCGGGGAGCUGUCCGACUCAGGCAGCGAGGUGGAGAUGGAGGAGCCCGCCUCGGACCACUACCAGCUGUGUGACUUGGUGGCUGGCCUGAGCCACCUGGAGGAGCUGGACCUGGUGUACGGGGUCAAGGACUGUGGCAUGAACUUUGAGUGGAACCUCUUCCUCUUCACCUACCGGGACUGCCACUCGCUGGCGGCCACCAUCAAGGCAUGCCACACCCUCAAGAUCUUCAGGCUGACCCGAAGCAAGGUGAACGAUGACAAGGCCCGCAUCCUAAUUCGUAGCCUCCUAGAUCACCCUGCCCUUGAGGAGCUGGACCUGUCGCACAACCUCAUCGGUGACCGGGGCGCACGUGCUGCAGCCAAGCUGCUGAGCCACAGCCACUUACGCGUGCUCAACAUGGCCAACAACCAGGUGCGGGCACCUGGUGCCCAGUCUCUGGCUCACGCCCUAGCACACAACACCAGCCUCAUUUCCCUCAACCUGCGCCUCAACUGCAUCGAGGAUGAGGGCGGCCAGGCACUUGCCCAUGCCUUGCAGACCAACAGGUGCCUCACCACCCUGCACCUCGGGGGCAAUGAACUGUCUGAGCCCACUGCCACGCUGCUGUCCCAGGUGCUUGCCAUCAAUACCACGCUCACCAGCAUCAACCUCUCCUGCAACCACAUCGGGUUGAGGGAGAAGAGCCUUCCCAGAAGCCACUCCCUCUAUAGGUCCUCCUCAAAUGUCAUUAGUCAUAUUUGUCUCACACACCCAUGGCUGAAUCGGAGGAGGGCCAUUACCAUUAUUGUCACAGAGCCAUGUUUUUCAAACCAUGAGGGUUGAAAAAUCAAUUUAGUAAGUCUUGAUCACCGUUUUUCUUAUAGAAUAGAACGGGAUGGGAUAGGAUAGCAUAGAACACAUUAGUGUGCUGCACAAAAGGUUAACCAUUGUUUUGUGAAACUCAUUCUAGUCACAUCCUUGUAUAAAUGUAUGUAUGUGUGUGUACACACAUGUGCAAGGGUGAUCCUGGGUAGUGAUAUGAAAU